CGCAGGAUCAGCGGCGCAAAGGCUGCUGGUACUCGGCUGUCAUGGCUUCGGACAUAAACAGAUAUCAAUGAAUAACGACACAUUUUGUUGUAGUAUUUAGCCAAAUUAACUGCAGCUACAUUUUAACCGUAUACUUAUCAGCCGGAGAAAGAAGUGCCAGGGAAUAACAUGUCCGGGGGAAACAAAGCCAUUGAGUUACAGCUUCAGAUGCGGCAAAAUGCGGAGGAUAUGCAUAGCUUCAUGAAGGAACUGGAGAGCUGGGAGACUGACAUAAAGAAGAAGGACGAGGAGCUGAGGACGGGAGGACUUCAGGAGGUCCAGAAGAGUCUCCCACCUGUGCGCAACAAAGACUACAAAACAAAGAUGAGGGAAAAGAAGAAGAUGAAGAAGGAGCCAACAGGCAACGGUGACACAAAGGGAGAUGUGCCCAAGCAAGCCUCAAAGAUUAAGGCAUACGACUAUCAAUCAUGGGACAAGUUUGACGUGGACAAGGCUCUGGCAGAGAUGGAUAAGGCGGAAAGUCCUGCAGAGUCAAAUGAGUCAGACUCUGAGGAAGCUGCAGUUGAUAAGGAGAAAGCACUGGCUGAGAAAGAAAAGGGUAACACGUUUUUCAAAGAUGGGAAGUUUGACGAAGCCAUUGAGUGUUACACCAGAGGGAUGGGUGCGGAUCCUUACAACCCUGUGCUUCCCACAAACCGCGCCACCUGCUUCUGCAGACUCAAAAAGUAUGCUGUGGCAGAGUCGGACUGCAACUUGGCGAUAGCUUUGGACAGCAACUACUUCAAAGCGUAUGCACGAAGAGGAGCAGCACGGUUUGCACUGAAGAAAUAUGAAUCUGCAUUAGAAGAUUAUGAGAUGGUUCUCAGGCUUGACCCCGGGAACGUGGAAGCACAGAAUGAAGUGAAAAAAAUCAAAGAGACCCUCGGACAUCAGGCACCGGCCGUCCUGAGCGAAGCCGCACAGCCACAGGAGGCUCCCACAGUGGACCCUGAGCAGCAGAGACUGAUGGAGGAGCAGCAGAGGCGACAGGAGGCGGUUAUACAAAAGGACAGAGGGAAUGCUUAUUUCAAAGAGGGGAAGUAUGAAGCGGCAGUUGAGUGCUACAGCAGAGGCGUGGAGGCAGACAGCAUGAACGUCCUACUGCCCGCUAACAGAGCCAUGGCCUUCCUCAAGCUGGAGAAGUAUAAGGAGGCAGAGGAGGACUGCACCAAAGCCAUUUUUCUGGACAGGACUUACUCCAAGGCUUUCGCCCGUCGAGCCACAGCCAGAGUGGCUUUAGGAAAACUGGAGGAGGCCAGACAAGAUUUUCAGGAGGUGUUGAAACUGGAACCAGGGAACAAGCAGGCCCUGAAUGAGCUCCAGAAACUCCAGAUUGACGUGGGUUCCAGUGGCCUUCUUCAAACACCAGACAGCACACAGAGGAGAACAGUCCAGCCAUUUGACAAACCAACACAUCUGCAGUCAACAAAACCUCUGAGGAGGAUUGAUAUUGAGGAAGUGAGUGGAAAGGUGACAGUGCUUGAGGUGGAGUCAGGUGAGUCCAAGUCCUUCGUCCAGGAAGUGAUGAGGGAGGAUGAGGACAAAACCUCUCCACUGUCGACAUCACCCAGCGCCAAGAUGAUCAAGAUCGAGGAGCUAGCAGAAGUCCCUUCACACUCAUCUGACCGAGUCCCUGCUAGCAGACAGACCAAACAACCAGCGCAGGAGGAAAUUUCUGAUCCUUCCGAACCGUCAACCAACCCCUCCCCGACAGUAGCAGACGUGCCUCCUCCACCCGCCAACAGCUUCCAGCUAGAGGCCGACCUCCGCAAGAUCGGAAACCAGCCUGAAGUGAUUUACAGAUAUCUGAGGCAAAUCAAGCCCGAAGCGUACGUAAAUAUUUUCCUCAACUCCCUUGAACCUGACAUUCUCAAUCAGAUCCUGAGGACGCUGCAUGGUUUCUAUAUCAAGAAUGAAGCACCGGCCAUCACACUGGAGAUCCUCAGGAGUCUAGCAAGCGUGAGGCGCUUCGACAUGGCUGUCAUGUUCCUGUCGUCCCCGGAGAAGAAAGUGCUUAAAGAAGUUUUUGACUUCCUUCACCAAGCUGAGCUGGAAGGAUCAUCUGUCGCAGCCUUACAGAAGAAGUAUGGUGUGUGACACUGGAAUUUAAGACAAAUCUGUUCUAUAGACUUUAAAGUUCAACACACAGUGCUACAUGUUUUACAUCAAAGCCAACUAAAUAAUGUAGUUAUAUUCUAAUGCUGAAUAAACGUUCAUUCAAUUCACUUUCAUUAAAUUGGACUGCUGCGUAACGGCCCUUCACCUGUGGAAAUAUGAUGUCAUAAUCUCUCUCUAUUCAUAACACUGCAUUUAUUUAAAAUUGGAAGUUGGAAAUUCACAAACUGUAGAUUGUAAUUCUGACCCUGGUGCAUUUUAGUGUUAAAGCUGAUAAAAACAGAGACUUCUGGUGUAGAAUCCAGUUCCUUGUGCAACAGCUAAUGUUAUUAUUGAUGAUACUUAAAAAAACAAAAAACAACUUUACUGUGUAAAUGUCUAUGUUUAUGGGAUGCAUUGAUAUAUCGGCCGGACAUCUGUAUCAACCGAUAUUCGCCUUGUUGACUGUUGUUGCUAUUGGCUUAUCUGCAAACAGGAUGACAUUCACCAAUGGCAGUGGCCGAUAUUUAUCUGUUGUGUCACAUCAAUUUUGCGCUGGCUACAUUUUGUGUUGGUUAUUUGUAUUUGUUGUAUAGCUGCUAAAAAGGAUUUUCAAGCAGUUAUUUUUCAAAAAAAGAAUCUUUUUCAUGUGAAAUAAGGUUAUAUUAAAGGUUAUUUUAUAAAUUGUUCUAUUAACAGGAAGUGUGAAUUUCCAAUUUUCCAAUACCUUUUGAACGCAGCGUAAAAGUAUGGAUUGGUCUCUGUGAGUACUCUGCUGUUUGAAUGUUCCUCCCAUUCUUAAACCUACCAAAAAACCCUGACAUUUUAUUGGUUAAACCGGCUCAGUUUGACUGUAGAUAACUGUGUGAGAGAGAAGGGAUUCAAUCUGAGUUCAAGUGUUCUGCAACUACAGAUUCUGGUCUGUUUUCAGAAAUCUGAACUACAAAUAAAGGUGUAUUUUGCAA
Siniperca chuatsi (mandarin fish) is the source of this 3098-nucleotide messenger RNA. RefSeq names its product RNA polymerase II associated protein 3 (gene rpap3). NCBI's taxonomy places the organism in Eukaryota, Metazoa, Chordata, Actinopteri, Centrarchiformes, Sinipercidae. The record is from RefSeq and is a predicted model, not a curated record. Gene Ontology annotation, molecular function: protein binding. The transcript has 17 exons. The coding region runs from base 169 to 2136 and encodes 655 amino acids.